Molecule: messenger RNA, 654 nt
Organism: Aedes albopictus (Asian tiger mosquito)
Lineage: Eukaryota; Metazoa; Arthropoda; Insecta; Diptera; Culicidae
Product: cuticle protein CP14.6-like
Exons: 2
Coding region: 136-546 (136 amino acids)
Cellular component (GO): chitin-based extracellular matrix
Molecular function (GO): structural constituent of chitin-based larval cuticle
Source: RefSeq, a predicted model, not a curated record
GCCGUGUCAUUAGCAAAUUUGAAAGGAUACAUUAUUUUGGAUUAUAUAAACGACCCCAGAGGUGUUACAGGUUAUCAUUUCAAACAUUGCCUUUCCUGAGUUUGUAGGCCCAGUCCUAGCCAAAAAUCUAGCAAAAUGUUCCGACUUUUGAUCGUCUCCGCCCUGAUCGCCACGAGCUUUGCUCGUAGCCUUUCGGAAGAAGCCCACGCCAACAUUUUGUCCUACAACAACGUUCUCCACGACGAUGGUCACUACAACUGGGCGUUCGAAACCAGCAACGGAAUCGCAUUCCACGAGGAAGGACUCGGUGCCCACCAAGCCAACGGAGCGUACUCUUACACCGGACCAGAUGGUGUCCAAUACCGUGUGAUCUACGUCGCCGAUGAGAAUGGAUUCCGUCCAGAGGGAGCUCAUCUGCCAACUCCACCACCGACCCCAGAGCACGUAAUCAAGUCUCUGGAAGAGAUCCGUGCCAACCCACCCAAGGACCAGAAGGACUUCAGUCUGGAAGCUCUGGAUGCCACCAUCCGUCGACUAAAGCAGUAAAACCGCUGAUAUAAUCAAAUUAACUGUGACUGUUUGUUUCUAGUGCAAUCGUUAUUAGCUGUGUAGGUAGCUCAAAUCUAACAAGAAUAGAACAUGUUUUGAAAUUCA